ACCGCCAUCUUUGUUGUUGUGGUCGCUGCAGAGAGCCUAUUUCACUUCAAAAUCGGUGUUAUUUUCCUAAUUUUACGUUUGAUUUUGAGUAAGUGAAGGUCAGGAGUGGGUGCCAUGGCGCAGUACAAAGGAGCGGCCAGUGAGGCUGGAAGAGCCAUGCAGCUCAUGAAGAAGAGAGAGAAGGAGCGAGAACAACUCGAGCAGCUCAAGCAGAAAAUAGCUGAAGACAACAUGGUCAAGUCCAACAUCGAUAAGAAAUUCUCAGCUCAUUAUGAUGCUGUGGAGGCAGAGCUCAAGUCCAGCACAGUUGGUCUGGUGACACUGAACGAUAUGAAGGCCAAACAGGAGGCUCUGGUCAAAGAGAGGGAGAAGCAGCUUGCCAAGAAGGAGCAGUCCAAGGAGCUCCAGCUCAAACUCGAGAAGCAGAAAGAGAAGAAAAGAAAAGAGGAGCAGAAAAGAAAGAUUGCCAGUUUGUCUUUUAACCCCGAAGAUGAGGAGGAUGAAGAAGAAGAAGGGGAGGAGGAGGAGCUGGAGGAUUUUCCAGCCAAGAAGAAAAAACUGGGGAAAAAUCCAGAUGUGGACACCAGUUUUCUGCCAGAUCGAGACAGAGAGGAGGAGGAGAAUCGCCUGAGAGAGGAGCUAAGGCAGGAGUGGGAGCUCAAGCAAGAGAAAAUCAAAAAUGAGGAGAUAGAAAUCACCUUUAGUUACUGGGAUGGGUCUGGACAUCGAAAAACUGUCAAAAUGAAGAAAGGAAACACCAUCCAGAACUUUCUACAAAAAGCUCUUGAGGUUCUUAGGAAGGACUUCAGUGAACUACGAUCUGCCGGUGUGGAGCAGCUGAUGUACAUAAAAGAGGAUCUGAUAAUCCCACAUCAUCACAGUUUUUACGAUUUUAUUGUUACCAAAGCCAGGGGCAAAUCAGGACCCCUCUUCAGCUUUGAUGUCCACGAUGACAUACGGUUAGUGAACGACGCCACCGUGGAGAAGGAUGAGUCACAUGCUGGAAAAGUGGUACUGCGGAGCUGGUAUGAGAAGAACAAGCACAUCUUUCCCGCCAGCCGCUGGGAGCCCUAUGAUCCUGAGAAAAAAUGGGACAAAUACACAAUCCGGUAAAAGCUGUCGCUCUCCUGGAGUCAGUUAUCCUGUUGAAAAAAAGAAACAUUAUUCAACCAUCUCAUUUACACUUGUAAUUGUAUAAUUGUAAUUCUUAUGUAAAUACCCUUUUUGUGGCCAAUAAAACAAACCUGUGGU
Molecule: messenger RNA, 1251 nt
Organism: Periophthalmus magnuspinnatus
Lineage: Eukaryota; Metazoa; Chordata; Actinopteri; Gobiiformes; Gobiidae
Gene: fam50a
Product: family with sequence similarity 50 member A
Exons: 13
Coding region: 115-1113 (332 amino acids)
Biological process (GO): chromatin organization
Cellular component (GO): nucleus
Source: RefSeq, a predicted model, not a curated record